GGGGCAGGGGGCAGGCGCGUGCGGCGGCGCGUGCGCGCGGGCGGCGGAGCCGUCGGGAUGUCGCGUUACGGCCGCUAUGGAGGCGAGACCAAGGUGUACGUGGGAAAUCUGGGCACGGGCGCCGGCAAAGGCGAGCUGGAGAGAGCCUUCAGCUACUAUGGACCGCUGAGAACCGUGUGGAUCGCCAGGAACCCGCCGGGGUUCGCCUUCGUGGAGUUCGAAGACCCCCGGGAUGCUGAAGAUGCUGUCCGUGGACUUGACGGCAAGGUGAUCUGCGGCUCCAGAGUCAGAGUGGAAGUAUCCACAGGGAUGCCGCGCCGCUCCCGCUACGACCGGCCCCCUGCCCGGCGCCCUUUCGACCCCAACGACAGAUGCUACGAGUGUGGUGAGAAAGGCCACUAUGCCUAUGACUGUCACCGCUAUAGCCGGCGAAGGAGGAGCAGGUCCCGGUCUAGAUCCCGCUCGAGGUCCCGAGGAAGAAGGUAUUCCCGGUCACGCAGUCGCAGCCGUGGUAGGAGGUCCAGGUCAGCUUCCUACCGCAGGUCCAGGUCCGUGUCUCCUCGUAGGUCUAGGUCCGUGUCUCCUCGCCGGUCCCGGUCGGGUUCCUUGAAGAGAUCAAGGUCUAGAUCAAGAUCCAGAUCUAGAUCCAGAUCUGUUACAUGGCCCCGAAGCAGGUCUAGGUCUCAUGGCAGAUCCAAGUCUGGCUCGCCGGCUAAGAGCCGGUCAAAGUCCCGGUCACCGUCUCCAAAGAGAAGCCGCUCACCAUCAGGAAGCCCUCAACGAAGUGCAAGUCCUGAAAGAAUGGAUUAAAGUUAUGAAGUUAAUCUUUUAGGAAGAAAGUUAUUUUGCUUACAUUAUUAUAAGGGAUUUUGUGGUGUCUUUGUAAAUGUAAGAAUGUAGAUAGAAGAGUAUAUCAACUAAAAUUUGGCAUGAUCUGGGUCUUCUGAGUUAGUCACACCAAUAGACUAGCACAGGUCUCUUUUUAUUGUAUGAAUUAACUUCCUGUGAUAUGAAAAUGUGGGACUUUUUUAUUGGCACAUUGAAAUAAAAUGUGUAUUUUUAACUAAAACUUCUCCGUAGUAACCCUGCUGCUUCUGUUAACGUUUGGGUAAUUUUAGCUGUGUGCCAUGUAACGUGGAUGAAAAAUGUCUAAAAUGGGAAUCACUAAUCCCAGCUGGUGUCUUCUCAAGGUAGUCACUUUUCACAUUUACUGUUGAAUGGUCUUUGGUGAAAAGGAUCAGUUCCUGCUUUCCUUGAAAUGGAAUUUAAAAUCCAUCUCUGCCUGCAGAUGGAUAAAAAUUUGCAUAUGCCCUUUUCGAUCCUUGAUAUUUAGUGGGCAUUCAUUUUUCUGCCUCAUCUGCUUAUUCUGCAAAGCUCAUUCUCUGGUGAUUGACUGUUGAUACCGGAUGCCCCAAAAAUCUAAGGAUAAACUUUCCUCCAAAACACAUCUUUUAAGCAAGUAACACCUGCAGAAACUUCUAAAGGUAAUAGAAAUCAUAAUUAACUUGACAAUUGCUACUUUCACUUGUUGCAUUUUUUAGUUCCUUAGGCUGUUGAUACAAAGAAAACUUUCUAUUUAAAGUAUCUCAAGGUGGGUUUUCCUUUUUUGAGGGAAGAUCCUUAAAGUGAAAGAUUCUCAGCUGACCUCAGGAGUUCUGACCUGCUUCACAGAAACUGGUAUGGUUGUAAAGCAGCCCAUAUCCUGGAGAUGGCUUUGUUGAAUGAUGCCAAUUUCUUACAGCAAAUAUACAACCUGCAGGAUUCAUUAUUUGUGUAUAGGUGUGUCACACUCUGUUUGUCCUCGUUCUGUGUGAAAGAAUUGCAUGAUGAGGCACUUCGACACAGAUCACAGCAAGGGACUGGCAACAGUGGUGGACUGUGAACAAGCAAACUGGUAGGCAGAGGGGAGAAAAGUGUAUUUUCUUUUUGCUGGGAUUGGCUAUCUAGCAGAAAUAAAGGCCAGUUUCAGCAGUAAAUAAGCACUGAAAUGGAAAGCCAGGCCUGUUUGGGCUUCAAAUUAAAUCUACCCUGGCAGUUUGCUUCCACUGUGUAACCACAGCAGAACAGCUUAAAUAAAGUUACAAGAUGAACUUCGGUUACACCUGGGGUAACCCAUGGUUUUCAAGGAACAGGGUUCCUGUUAACAAUGACUGCAUGGAGCUUUUCCAGUCAAUGAGUCAACAGUCCAGAUCCUGAAGGUGCCGUUCUGCUGCAGCAUCCUCUGGCCUUUAUGCCUGGUCCUCACUGCUGUGGUGCUUGCUGUUCCUGGAUCCUCGCUGGGGCUCACCAUGGCCAUUGGUGUUCCAGGUGGAUUCUGGCCACACUCACCAAAUCCCACCGCUGCCACAGUGGGAGAGCAGGGCUGACACAAAUGUUACCCUGCAGUGAUUUAGCCCAAAUGCCUGAAGCCUGUGAUACGUGUUUGGAAUAUUUUACUGGUUGUGCAUUGUGUACCUGGUGAGAGGCACAUGUACGCCGCUGCUCUGGAAUUUCAUCACCUUUUCUUUUCUGUACCCUCAAGGCAAACCUGCUCCACAAUAAACCUGCAGCCUGACACGACA
Messenger RNA from Corvus hawaiiensis (hawaiian crow), 2561 nucleotides. RefSeq names its product serine and arginine rich splicing factor 7 (gene SRSF7). The transcript is spliced from 9 exons. Gene Ontology annotation, biological process: mRNA splicing, via spliceosome. Gene Ontology annotation, cellular component: nuclear speck. The coding region runs from base 58 to 810 and encodes 250 amino acids. NCBI's taxonomy places the organism in Eukaryota, Metazoa, Chordata, Aves, Passeriformes, Corvidae. The record is from RefSeq and is a predicted model, not a curated record. Gene Ontology annotation, molecular function: RNA binding; zinc ion binding.